Molecule: messenger RNA, 1289 nt
Organism: Abrus precatorius (Indian licorice)
Lineage: Eukaryota; Viridiplantae; Streptophyta; Magnoliopsida; Fabales; Fabaceae
Product: mannose-P-dolichol utilization defect 1 protein homolog 2
Exons: 8
Coding region: 30-737 (235 amino acids)
Source: RefSeq, a predicted model, not a curated record
GAAAGAAAGAAUCGAAUUGAGAUCGAGCAAUGGAAUAUCUAGGGAUUGAUCUGAGUUGUGCAUUGGGAUCUCUCCGCCAUGGCCAAUUCCCCGACAAGGAUUGCUUGCUACCUCUCAUUUCUAAACUCCUCGGCUACGCCAUCGUCGCGGCUUCCACCACCGUCAAACUCCCCCAGAUAUUGAAAAUUCUGAAGCAUCAAAGUGCGAGAGGCCUUAGUAUGAUAUCGUUCGAGCUUGAAGUUGUUGGCUACACCAUAGCGUUGGCUUAUUGUCUUCACAAAGGCCUUCCGUUUUCCGCUUAUGGAGAGUUGUUGUUUCUUUUGAUCCAAGCUAUAGUAUUGGUUGCCGUAAUCUACUACUAUUCUAGACCUGUGAGUACGACAACAUGGAUCCGAGCAUUGCUAUAUUGUGCUGUAGCACCCACUGUCUUAGCUGGUCAAAUUGAUCCUCUACUCUUUGAGGCUCUGUAUGCAUCCCAGCAUGCAAUCUUUCUCUUUGCAAGGAUCCCACAAAUAUGGCAAAACUUUUCUAACAAAAGUACUGGGGAACUCAGCUUCUUAACUUCUUUUAUGAAUUUUGGAGGUUCAAUGGUCAGAGUGUUCACCACCAUCCAAGAAAAUGCACCAAAAAGUGUUCUAUUGGGCUAUGCAAUUGGUGUCGCAACAAAUUUUACCAUCUUGAGUCAGAUAGUUAUAUACCAAAAGCCUCGGGCUGAAAAAGAGAAGAAAAUGAAGUAGUAGAACUAUUUUGGGUUGUGUAUAUCUUUUCAUCCUGGUCAACUCUCAAUAGAUACGCUGCAUCCAAUCCGUACGUAGAAUUUUAUGGUCUUGAGUUGACUCAUUGAGUUUCAAAUGGGUGGACAAUCUUAAGGUAGUCAGCAGUGCAAAAGAAAUAGGUGAUUAUUGUCAUUUUUUAUUGGAACCCCGAGACUCUUGGGCUUAAUUAUUUUGUCAUCGUCUGUCGAGCUAGAAUUUAAAGGGUGCCUGCGGUUUCUUUGUAAGAAUCACUUUUCAUGAUUGUAAGGCUCAGUCCUACUUUUUUUAUUUUUUAUAACCAUAAAAUGUUGAGUAGAGGAAAACUCGAUGGUUUUUCACCCUGGUCUUAAUAUGUAACAUUAAUUUGCCUUGAGAUUUCAUAUUUUUUCCCCUUUCUCUCGAAUUGGAAGGCACAUGCACUCAAGUUGACAUGGUCCGCAGUCACCUUUCCAAACUGUGAUGGCCAAUCGUCUUGGGAAAUAUAACAUUUGCAUUUACCAGAUUGUAAAUUUUAUAAUUUUCACUUUUCCUGGC